AUGGCAGUUGUGGCAGUAGGUUCGGUGGUAGUUCCUGGUUUUGUAGAGGCUGCCCGAUUGUUUGAUUCGGACGUGAUUAUGGCAGCUGAGGUUUCUGAAGUUAUUAUGUCGGACGUAGUAGCUGUUGCCUCUGCAGCACCCCCGGGGCAUAUAUCCCCUGCAGCGUUGCAAGCUGAGGCAACGUCAAAAAGCUCUGGUCGUUUGUCUAUGUUUCUUGUUGAGUCACAGCAAAGGCAUGAGGCAGCGGCUUCUACUGGAGCGUUGGCAGGGACCUCUGUGCUGCAAUGCAUCAAGACAGACGAGACUGUAGCACAAGCAGCCCCUGCUAGUACUUUCGGGUCAUCGGCGACUGCAAAAUUUGGAAAGUCAGGAUACGAGAAUGAAGAAGGAGUUAGGAAGUGA
Molecule: messenger RNA, 402 nt
Organism: Fusarium venenatum
Lineage: Eukaryota; Fungi; Ascomycota; Sordariomycetes; Hypocreales; Nectriaceae
Source: RefSeq, a predicted model, not a curated record